CUUUCCCCGCCGCACCCGUUCCUCCCCGGGCAGCCGAGGGACCCAUGGCUGUGGCGGCCCUUCUGGGAUGGCAAAGGGGAGAAUCCCGCGCGUUCGGCCGGGCGGUGAAGCUCCUGCAGCGCCUGGAAGAGCAAUGCCGGGACCUCCGGCUCUCCUCCAGCCCCCCCUCGCUGCGGGACCUGCUGCCCCGCACCGCGGAGCUGCUGCGCGAGGUGGCGCAGGCACAGCGGGCGGCCGGCGGGGGCGGCCCCGAGGGCCCCGGUGGUGCGGUGGACUUUCUCGCGGUCUAUCUUGCUAACCUGGAGGCCAAGGGCCGGCAGGUGGUGGCACUGCUGCCACCCCGGGGCCGAAAGACUGCCGCCGACGAGCUCUUCCGGGAGGGCUCCAGACUCAGGCGACAGCUGGCCAAGCUGGCCCUCAUCUUCAGCCAUAUGCAUGAGGAGCUGAGCGCGCUCUUCCCCGGAGGAAAGUACUGUGGAAACACGUACCAGCUCACCAAGAUCCCAGCCCACACUUUCUGGAGGAAGCACUGCGGAGCCCGGUGUGUGCUGCCCUGGGCUGAGUUUGAGGCACUCCUGUGUAUCUGCCACCCCGUGGAGCCAGGCUCCACCGCUCUGGCCUUGCGCUCCACCAUCGACCUCACCUGCAGCGGUCACGUGUCCAUCUUCGAGUUUGACGUCUUCACCAGACUCUUUCAGCCAUGGCCAACACUCCUCAAGAACUGGCAGCUGCUGGCGGUCAACCACCCGGGCUACAUGGCCUUCCUCACAUAUGACGAAGUCCGAGCACGUCUACAGGCCUGCAGAGACAAGCCAGGCAGCUAUAUCUUCCGGCCUAGUUGCACUCGCCUGGGACAGUGGGCCAUCGGAUAUGUGAGCUCAGAUGGCAGUAUCCUGCAGACCAUCCCUCUCAACAAACCCCUGUUCCAGGCACUCCUGGAAGGACAAAAGGAAGGCUUCUACCUCUACCCAGAUGGGAAGAACCACAACCCAGACCUGACUGAACUCUACCAGAUGGAAACCUAUCAGCGCAUCCACGUGUCAGAGGAGCAGCUGCAGCUGUACUGGGCCAUGGACUCCACGUUUGAGCUCUGCAAGAUCUGUGCCGAGAGCAACAAGGACGUGAAGAUUGAGCCGUGCGGGCACCUGCUCUGUGGCCGCUGUCUGGCUGCCUGGCAGCAAUCAGACAGCCAGACCUGCCCCUUCUGCCGCUGCGAGAUUAAGGGCCAAGAGGCUGUGAGUAUCCAUCAAUCCCAAGGAAGGCCAGAGGACACCAGUGCCGCUGCUGAGGACUCAGGGGACAGCAGUGAUGGGGAAGAUGGGGAGGAGGAGCUGGAGCAGGGGGCCACCUCAGCUCCUCCUCUGCCCCCUCGGCUGGAUCUGUUCCCCAGGAAUCCCAGCAGCAAAUGCCAGCUGAAGGUGAGGGGUCCACUGAAGCUCCGGGAUGUGAAGGUCUCCCAGCUCAAAGGCGACUCUGGCCCUCCCCAGACUUCGGGCCCCUCGUACCUUGCCAAGAAUUUGGACUGUGGCCUCAGCCCCAUGGGAAGUCACCUCCAGCCCCCAGGCCAGGGAGGGAGCUAGAGAAAACUCCUAAAGGGAGAGUCCCCUCUCCAGCUGCCCUGAGGGACACACGAAGGCCUAGAUGCCAGGACACCAAGAUGUGCUGCUCAAGGGAGCCCCAGGGGCUGAAGGGGUUUCUCAAGCGGAAAUAAACUGCCAAGCCUGGUCUGUC
Molecule: messenger RNA, 1731 nt
Organism: Camelus dromedarius (Arabian camel)
Lineage: Eukaryota; Metazoa; Chordata; Mammalia; Artiodactyla; Camelidae
Gene: CBLC
Product: Cbl proto-oncogene C
Exons: 13
Coding region: 45-1580 (511 amino acids)
Biological process (GO): cell surface receptor signaling pathway; negative regulation of epidermal growth factor-activated receptor activity
Cellular component (GO): membrane raft; plasma membrane
Molecular function (GO): calcium ion binding; phosphotyrosine residue binding; SH3 domain binding
Source: RefSeq, a predicted model, not a curated record